Messenger RNA from Brienomyrus brachyistius, 1505 nucleotides. RefSeq names its product heparan-sulfate 6-O-sulfotransferase 3-B-like. The transcript is spliced from 3 exons. The coding region runs from base 156 to 1505 and encodes 449 amino acids. NCBI's taxonomy places the organism in Eukaryota, Metazoa, Chordata, Actinopteri, Osteoglossiformes, Mormyridae. Gene Ontology annotation, molecular function: heparan sulfate 6-sulfotransferase activity. Gene Ontology annotation, cellular component: membrane. The record is from RefSeq and is a predicted model, not a curated record.
AACAGCAUCUGAAAAAGGACUUCUGCUUGUGUGGAAUACCCGGUGAUUUCAGAUCACAGUGUCACAAAAAUAAUUACAGGCUAUGUUUUGCAUACAGCUCUGUGCUGAUUGUUUAGAGAUACCUUUUUAGCAAUACAAUGGCAUGAUCUCUUAUCAUGGAUAAAAGAUCCAAUAAAGUGUUCCUGAUCCCAAUUUUAGCUGUUCUGUUUGUCAUGAUCAGCUAUCAGUAUAUCUGCCCAACCGGUAGUAACUCGUGCCAAUUCAGGGUUGGGGAGAAGUUUGCAAAAAGCCACCUUAAGUCGACUCAGUUUUCGCCAAGUGACGACUUCUACAGGGACCAGGAGCUGGUCCCUCUUAAAUUUCUGCCAAAAUUUAAUUUCUCCGAUCGGGACCUUCUGCGGCACGUGGAAUUUAACAUCAAGGGGGACGACGUGAUCGUGUUUUUGCACAUUCAAAAGACCGGCGGGACCACAUUUGGAAGGCACCUGGUUAGGAAUAUCCGCCUGGAAAAGCCAUGCGAUUGCAAGCCUGGGCAGAAGAGGUGUACAUGCCAUCGGCCGGGUAAAAAGGAGUCCUGGCUCUUCUCUAGGUUUUCAACCGGCUGGAGCUGCGGGCUGCAUGCAGACUGGACCGAGCUAACCAACUGCGUUCCUGCCAUUAUGGAAAAGAAAGAAGCCCAAAAGAACAGAAGGAACUUCUACUACAUCACACUGCUGCGUGACCCCGUGUCACGUUACCUGAGUGAAUGGAAGCACAUGCAGCGUGGUGCCACCUGGAAGACGUCGCUGCACAUGUGCGAUGGGCGCUCGCCCACGCAGGAUGAGCUGCCCACCUGCUACCAGGGAGAUGAUUGGUCAGGUGUAGCUCUGUCGGAGUUCAUGGACUGCCCCUCCAACCUGGCCAACAACCGCCAGGUACGGAUGCUGGCUGACCUCAGCCUAGUGGGCUGCUACAACCUGUCCUCCAUGAACGAGAGCGAGCGGAGCCGGACCCUGCUGAGCAGUGCCAAGGCCAACCUGAAGAACAUGGCCUUCUAUGGGCUCACCGAGUUCCAGCGCAAGACGCAAUACCUGUUUGAGCGAACGUUCCACCUGCACUUCAUCUCGGCCUUCACGCAGAUCAACAGCACACGCGCGGCCUCCAUCAACGUGGCCAAGGACAUACGCCGCCGCAUCGAAGCCCUCAACGGCCUCGAUGUGCAGCUAUAUGACUUCGCCAAGGACCUCUUCCUGCAGCGUGUCCAGUUCUCCCAGGAGCAGGAGCACCAUGAGGAGCGCCUCCGGAGGCAUCAGGAACGGUGCCGGCUGAGGGAGCACUGGGCCUUCCUCUCACAGCACCGCUGGGAGAAAGAAGAUGCCACCCCCCCCCUGGAUUAUGGCAGCCAGGUGGUGCGCUGGAAGUUUGUGUUGAAAGAGCUUGCUGUCAUUGGCGGUAUGAAGGCCGGCAGUUACCUGAGCCUUCAGAGCAGCCGUUCUGGUAGGGGUGCCGCGCUUCAAGAGGCUUAA